GCUCCCGCCUCUUCGUGUCAGGGCGGCGCAACGCGCUCGCGACUCAUCUGCGCUUUGCCGGCUUUUCCCCGCCGCCGUCGCCGCCGCGGCUGCUUUCUACCUCAGCGCCCGAACGGUCCGUGUGACACCCCCAUCCCGCGCUUGCCCUGGCGGCACCCCGGCGGUAGCAGCAUCAGCCGAGCCGAGGGAAAAGGCAAAGGGGCCGGAGAACUGAAGCGCUGCGCGGCGGCAGCUACAGCCGAGGACGGAAGAGGCGGCGGCGGUCGCUCUCAUCACCCGGGAAGAGGAGGGGGGGGCACGCUGGAGGGCCUGGCUCCCCUCGUCUCUCGCUCGCUGCGCUCUACGGUGAACAGAGGAGAUGCCCGUGAAAAAAAAACGCAAAUCUUCGGGGCAGGCGGGCGACGAGUCGGGCCUCAAGAAAUGUAAAAUCAGCAGUUAUUGCAGGUCGGCAGCUUCCAAUAAAGUGAUAAGUGGUGAGGAGCAUUUUUCAAGCAAGAAGUGCCUGGCUUGGUUUUAUGAAUAUGCAGGUGAUGAUGAAGUUGUAGGACCUGAAGGAAUGGAAAAAUUCUGUGAAGAUAUUGGUGUUGAACCUGAAAAUAUUAUUAUGCUAGUUUUAGCCUGGAAACUAGAGGCUGAAAGCAUGGGUUUUUUUACAAAAGAAGAGUGGCUAAAGGGAAUGACCUCAUUACAAUGUGACGGUACAGAAAAGCUUCAAAGUAAAUUUGAUUUUUUGCGAUCCCAACUGAAUGACAUUUCAACAUUUAAGAAUAUCUACAGAUAUGCAUUUGACUUUGCAAGGGAUAAAGACCAGCGAAGUCUUGAUAUUGACACAGCGAAAUCUAUGUUAGCACUUCUUCUUGGAAGGACAUGGCCACUGUUUUCAGUGUUUUACCAAUACUUGGAGCAGUCAAAAUACAAAGUAAUUAACAAAGAUCAGUGGUACAAUGUGUUAGAAUUCAGUAGAACUGUCCAUGCGGAUCUUAGCAACUAUGAUGAAGAUGGGGCAUGGCCUGUUCUUCUUGAUGAAUUUGUGGAAUGGCAAAAGGAUCGCCAAGCAUCAUAGCAAGAGCAGCGGUGAAGAGAAUGCUGGAUCUUGCGAUGCCCAAAAUCUACAAACACUGAUUCAAAACCAAGGAUUGCGUUCACAUCCUUAUGAACUUUAGUCAUUUUUUUUUCCUUUUAUUUUUAAAGGAAGCCUUGUUACACAUGAAAAGGGCAUUGAACCACACACUUCUGAGACUGAAAAUUGGAGGUUUUUGUCUUAAGUUUCUAUCAUUUCAGAACAAUAAAGAUUCAGAUUUGUAACAGUCUUAAAACGUGAAGGAUAUGACUAUGGAUCCUAUACUCAAAACCAAAAAAAAAAUGUUGAAUGCAUCAGAAAUGUCCAAUAUGAGUGACUGAAUUCCAGAUGUUUGUUACAAUUGUAGUAUGGUAGAAUAAGAAUUUGGUAGAUUGGUUCUUGUGGAAUGAAUGCCUUUAGAAAGGGUGAUUAACCUUAAGCCUUGGCUGGUGCUUUGCAAACACCUCUAUCACUUGUGCCAUAACUGAACAGCUUUGUGGAGAUAAAGCCUUUAUUAAUUUAUCAGCAAAUCCUACUACUUUUUUCUUUUGGUUUCUAGUAGAACAUUCAUGGUGGCCUGUUUUUGUUUUCCUUAGAAGCACUAGGAAGAUGCCUUCGACAAAACAAUUGUAAAACUUGAAACAUCAUUUGUGUUUAAUUAUUAUAUAUAGGACUACAUCUUAAUAGGAAAAUUAAACUAGAUCUUCUGAUGUGCAUUACGCUGAGAAUAAACUAUUACGAUUCUCCUCCCA
This is a messenger RNA of Thamnophis sirtalis, 1812 nucleotides long. It is a transcript of the gene DCUN1D5, whose product is annotated as defective in cullin neddylation 1 domain containing 5. Gene Ontology annotation, molecular function: cullin family protein binding; ubiquitin conjugating enzyme binding; ubiquitin-like protein binding. Lineage: Eukaryota; Metazoa; Chordata; Lepidosauria; Squamata; Natricidae. Gene Ontology annotation, cellular component: ubiquitin ligase complex. Gene Ontology annotation, biological process: protein neddylation. The record is from RefSeq and is a predicted model, not a curated record.